CCAUGAAUUGGCUUAGGGUUUGAGAUGGGUUUUGAGAGAUUGUGCCAAAUCAUGGCUUAGGGUAGGUGAUGAUGUAAGCAUGAUCACGUGAAUCUCUUGAGUUCUUUUCUUCUUCUAUAUUGUCACAAGUCAACUCAUUGGACAACUUAUUUGUGAGGAAAACCGUGUUUAUGGUACGAAUGAGGUUAAUUCGAUCACAAAUUUGGCGAGAAUUGCUGCAUAUAUGAGACACAUGCCAAAUUUGUGAUGUUUUAGGUUGGGAAUGGAUUGGAGUUGGCUUGUACAAAUAUUUUGGCUUAAUGCUCUCUCUGAAUUAUACCUCUAAACUUUUAGUACUCAAACCCUGUUAUGUUAUUUAAUUUUUGAGCUUAGUUCUCUAAAUGUUUUGGUAUACUUCUGAUAUUUUCUUGUUGAAUCAGGUUUGGAAGUUUGAACAGCUCUUUGAGUUGGAAGUCUUUCGGUCAUAUGGAUCAUUGUGGAGCUUGUUUCAUGGAUAAAUAAUAUGCAUCCUCCCUAUUAUGACAUUAACUGUAGGAAGGAAUUUUUCCCUUUGUCCAGGACAUUGGUGAAAAAAUCAAUAGUUUAUCAGAUUAUCAGCAUUGGCAUGAACUGGUUUGAUUUUGAACAGAACUAGCUAAAGUUUUUCCUUAUCUGAUGCAUUCUUCGAAGAUGAGUGAUGGGGUUAUGGUUGCCAGUGUCCUUGUCAUGCCAGAUGAACGAUGAAGAUCGACAGUUUUGGUUCAAAAGCAAAUUUCUAAUUUGAAGUGACAUGCCUGUAUUGUUUUUGGGAGGUUCUUCUUCUACUUAGAAGAAAUAGUUAACCAUCAGUCUGCUGAAUUCCUAUAAAUUUAAGAGACAGAGCAAGAUGGACGCUGAAAAUUUGAAGACUAGCCAUCUGCUAAACAUUGGCGAGAGGAUAUCUCCUGCUGUCGUACCUGUGCUUUUGAUUGCAAUUGGAUAUGUUGACCCUGGAAAGUGGGCUGCAACUGUUGAGGCAGGGGCCCGUUUUGGUUCUGAUUUGGUUCUGCUAAUGCUUGUUUUCAAUUUCGCUGCUAUUCUAUGUCAGUACCUUUCAGCUCGUAUUGCUGUUGUCACUGGAAGAGAUCUUUCCCAGAUUUGCAGCGGAGAAUAUGACAAGGUCACGUGCAUAUUUUUAGGAGUUGUAACAGAACUUUCCAUGAUUGCUUUGGACCUUACUAUGAUUCUGGGCACUGCACAAGGGCUCAAUUUAUUUUUUGGUGUGAACUUAUGCACUUGUGUCCUUGUGACUGCUUUUGAUGCUGUUCUGUUUCCAGUUUUUGCCAACCACCUGGAUAGUGGGAAGGUGAAGUUCCUUUGCAUAUCAAUGGCUAGCUUUAUACUGCUUUUUUACGCUAUAGGGGUGCUCUUUAGCCAACCUGAAAUUUCAAUGUCCACGACUGGGAUGCUAACAAAGCUAAAUGGAGAGAGUGCAUUUGUGUUGAUGGGUCUUCUUGGAGCAAAUAUCAUGCCUCACAAUUUUUAUCUCCAUUCCUCUAUUGUACAGCAAGAACUAGGAGCACUGAAUGCAUCCAAGGGACUCAUGUCUCAUGACCACUUAUUUGCCAUCCUUGGCGUGUUCAGUGGCAUUUUCCUGGUGAAUUAUGUGCUGAUGAAUGCAGCGGCGAACGAGUUCUACAGUUCAGGCCUUGUUUUGCUCACUUUUCAGGAUGCAUUGCAGCUAAUGGACCAGGUUUUCAGGAGUUCAACAAUAACCUUUUUGGUGCUACUGGUUCUGUUUGUUUCCAGUCAAAUCACUGCAUUAACUAGGAAUCAUGGUAGACAAGCAGUCUUGCAUGAUUUCUUCAGAAUGGACAUUCCUGGUUGGCUUAAUCAUGCGAUAAUAAGAAUUGUGGCCAUUCUUAUAGCUCUCUGUUCAGCGUGGAAUUCAGGUGCUGAAGGUAUCUAUCAACUGCUAAUAGUUACACAGGUAGCGGUUGCCCUUGUCGUGCCGUCUUCUGUAAUCCCCCUUUUCCGGGUUGCCUCUUCAAGAUCAGUAAUGGGUGUCCACAAGAUCUCUCAGUUUGUGGAGUUCAUAGCCCUAUCCUUGUUUUUUGGAAUGCUAUGUUUGAAGAUUAUAUUUCUGGUAGAGAUGAUAUUUGGGAACAGUGAUUGGGUCAGUAAUUUGAGGUUGAAUGUAGGGAGUAGCAUGUCAUUGUCUUAUAUUGUUCUUCUCAUCACUGCUUCUACUUCACUUUGUUUGAUGCUUUGGCUCGCAGCCAAACCAUUGAAAUCAGCUAGUUCCAGAUUAGAUGCUCAGCUACUGAACUGGGAUAUAAAAGACGGGGUACCUGAGUUGUUUCCAUAUAGAGGUAAAACUGAUUUCAAUGAAACUAGGAAUCAAUCCAUGGUAUCCAUGAAGAAGCAAGAAACUGAAAUAACACCAGAAAACUUCUUGGAGAAUUAUUCGGAUAUGUCAGGUAGAAGUACCUCAAAUAAGUCGGUUAGAAGUACCAAGGUGGAUGUUCCAGGAACACUCCUGGUUUCUGAUAACAUCCCUCAUAUGCCUACUAUCGAGGAAAAUGGUCCUAGUAAGAACUGUCCUAGUCCUGUGUUCCAUGCAGAGGAAUCACGUAGAACAAUGCAAAGCAUUUUUGUUUCAACUGUUUGUGGUGAAGGUUCUGCUGGUUUCAAGACAGAGUCAACAGGCUUAGUAGAUAUGACUGUCAAAGUAGAGGGACAUUCGCGGACUUGUAAUGAUGCGGAGGGAGAAAAUCGGGAGACUGAAGAAUCUUCUAAAGGGGUGACUGAGACUAUACCCUCUUUAACUUCUGAGGGUCCAGGGUCAUAUAGGAGUAUAAGUGGGAAAACCGAUGAUUGUGGUAGUGGUGCUGGAAGCCUUCCAAGAUUAGCGGGAUUGGGCCGGGCUGCAAGACGUCAGUUGGCUGCAGUUCUUGAUGAGUUUUGGGGACAGCUGUUCGAUUUCCAUGGGCAAGCAACAAAGGAAGCAAAGGCUAUGAAACUGGAUCUGCUACUGGGGCUACAUUCAAAAGAUGAUGAUCCAAAGCCUGCUACUCCGGUGAAAGUGGACACCAGGGUGAAUGAGUUUACUGGAUUCUCUUCAUCUCCAAUGAGUUCAAGUUUAUUUGAUUCCCCCAACGUCCUUGGGGUACAUGCUAGUAUGGAAACAUCGUAUGCGGUUCGAUCAGGGUCUUCUUCUUCGUUGUCCCACCGCAUGCAGUUGUUGGAUGCCUAUGCGCAAAACACUGGCCAUAAUGCUCUUGACUCUGGUGAGAGGCGAUAUUCUAGUUUACGACUUCCACCAUCUUCUGAUGGCAAUGACUAUCAGCCAGCUACUGUGCACGGCUACCAACUUGCAUCGUAUAUUAAAGCCCAGAUUGCUAAAGAGAGAUUGUCUGGUUACUCGUAUGGCCAAAUGGAGGCACUAACCCCAAAAUCCCCAACUAUGGGCAUAUCAAGUUACAUAGAUCCACCAGGUUUCACUCGGGCACGGAAAUUACAAUAUGGAUUAAACAGUAUGAAGCCACCUGGAUUUUCAAAACCUGUUGUAUCCAGAAAUAGUCCAUUGCAAUCUGAACGGCCAUUUACUGAUCUUAUCUCUGCUUUGCCUGCUGAGAAUCUGAACACCGCAGUUAAUGAAAAGAAAUAUUGUAGCCUGCCGGACAUAUCUGGGCUUGCUCUUCCUUACAAGAAUACAUAUUCGUCUGAUAGGCUUACGGAUAGUCAUAGUGGAUAUGGACCAUCUCUAUACACAAGUCAUUCAAUGAAGGCAGGAGCUCCUUUGUCAUUUGAUCAUCUCUCUCCUUCAAAACCAUAUAGAGACCCAUUUACCUUACCGUUGCCUUCAAGCUCAGAAACCGGAUACCUGUGGUCGAGACAGCCCGGUGAACAGUUUGGUGCGGCUGAUAAAACACAGAAUACUGGGGGUGGGGAAGUUGGGCUUAAGCAAAGCUCACUUCCUCCAGAAACUAUGUCUGCUGUGGAUUUGGAAGCAAAGCUAGUUCAGUCUUUCAGACACUGUAUUGUGAAGCUGUUGAAAUUGGAAGGGUCUGAUUGGUUGUUUAGACAGAAUGAUGGGGCUGAUGAGGAUCUUAUAGAUCGCGUGGCUGCUAGGGAGAGAUUCCUUUGUGAAGCUGAAACUAGGGAGAUUAACCGGGAGGUUCUCUUGAGCGAAACUGUGUCUUCCUUUGAGAGGAAGUCGGGUUCUGUAUUAAAAAAUGAUGAGACCGAUUUCACCAAAUUUCUGGUUUCCUCUGUUUCUCAUUGUGGGGAAGGUUGUGUUUGGAGAGCGGAUUUGAUUAUAAGCUUUGGCGUGUGGUGCAUUCGCCGGGUGCUUGAGCUCUCACUACUGGAAAGUAGGCCAGAGCUGUGGGGGAAAUACACAUAUGUAUUAAAUCGUCUUCAGGGAAUCGUCGAUCUUGCAUUUUCCAAGCCUCGCAUGCCAAUGACCCCCUGCUUUUGCCUUCAAAUCCCGGUGGGACGCCAACAGAGAUCAAGCACACCUAUUUCAAAUGGAAGCUUGCCCCCGUUUGCAAGGCAAGGAAGUGGGAAAUGCACGACUGGAGCAGCACUUUUGGACAUAAUCAAGGAUGUUGAACUAUCAUUGUCAUUCCGAAAGGGUCGGACAGGAACUGCGGCCGGUGACGUGGCUUUCCCGAAAGGAAAAGAGAAUUUGGCUUCCGUUCUGAAACGGUACAAGCGUAGGUUGUCUAACAAACCAGUUGGGAAUCACGAAGGUUGGUCUGGGUCGCGUAAGGGUCCCAUGUCAGUCUCUUAUGGUUUGUAGCACUUGCCCUAACGUCCCUUGCAACUGGGUGGUAGAAUUUUUUUUUUUUGGGUGGGGGGGGGGGGGGGGGGGGGUUGUGUGGCUUGGUUGGAAGCGGCUAACUGUCCAUUCUAUUGUUCUCGCUCUCUCCCGCUCGCUCAUGUGAAAUUAGCUCCGUGUACAUUAUGUAUACAUAGGAUAAGAUCACUGGAUACGUAAUUGGAGCAGAAUGGAAGGAAACAGGAAGAAAAGAACGGUGGCAAGUGCUAAUAGCAAUUGCAACUGCGGUCGUUGUCUCCUAAUACCGCCGGUCAAUGAAAGAGAGUAAGAAGGGAAGUGAUUUUCGCCCUCCAAUAUGAGUGUCUCGCGACCGUUUUUUGUAUUUUGCACUUCUAACAGAACCAUUGUUUAGAUGCUAGAUGUUGGAGGGCUAAAAUCAUUUUGCAUAAUGGCUGCUGUAUAAUAUGAGACUUGUGAGCUUGUAUACACCAGUUAUGUCUUGUUUUUC
Rhododendron vialii is the source of this 5252-nucleotide messenger RNA. Its product is annotated as ethylene-insensitive protein 2.2-like. Gene Ontology annotation, biological process: metal ion transport; ethylene-activated signaling pathway. The transcript is spliced from 7 exons. The coding region runs from base 866 to 4765 and encodes 1299 amino acids. The record is from RefSeq and is a predicted model, not a curated record. Gene Ontology annotation, molecular function: manganese ion transmembrane transporter activity; cadmium ion transmembrane transporter activity. NCBI's taxonomy places the organism in Eukaryota, Viridiplantae, Streptophyta, Magnoliopsida, Ericales, Ericaceae. Gene Ontology annotation, cellular component: membrane.